Messenger RNA from Colletotrichum spaethianum, 1620 nucleotides. RefSeq lists its product as uncharacterized. Gene Ontology annotation, biological process: actin filament polymerization. The record is from RefSeq and is a predicted model, not a curated record. Gene Ontology annotation, cellular component: actin filament; cytoplasm. Gene Ontology annotation, molecular function: microtubule binding; actin binding. The transcript has a single exon. Lineage: Eukaryota; Fungi; Ascomycota; Sordariomycetes; Glomerellales; Glomerellaceae. The coding region runs from base 1 to 1620 and encodes 539 amino acids.
AUGGCGUCCGAACACAACCCCUUUCGCAAGAAGUCCGCUUCCACUUCCUUGUCGUCCUCGACGACCCAGCCCGUGACGACCUCGGCCUUCCUCGAGUCCAUCACAUCCGGCAUCUCCCGGCAGAAUGUCCCUCCGCCCCCGGAGCCGCGGCCAGUGAAGCAAAAAGUCGUCAAGAAGGUCAGGGUGUUGUCGCCGCCGCCCUCGUCCCCUUCCUCUCCCGAGUCCGUACAUAGCAGAGGCUUCGGGCGCCAAGACGACAGUAGCGACGACGAUUCACAGGACGACGACGACCAAUUUUCGAAGAGGUUUCCCGAGCUCCCUGGAGGCCUGCCCGAAGCAGCGCCGCUUCGUAUUGCCAACGCAAGCGGCACCCCCGAUAACCCCUUUGGCAAAACGUUGCAGGAUUUGGAGGGCCUGACGGAGAGGAAACCUUCGCCGGGCGCAGCCGGCAAGUCCAUGGAUGUCAAUGCAUUCAAGAUGCUGCUACUCACCGGUCAGGCUGGUGCCGGAACACCGCCUCCGCAAAGGCCACAGUCACAAUCGCAGCAAGACAAGGUCAUAGGCUUGCCGAACGAUGCAUCUUAUGCUGCUCCCGAGCUAGACACGCCCCGGACAUCACAGGAAAUCGCAGACGACCGCGCAGAGGAUCAGCGCUCUCUGCUAACAUCACCGACGGCCGCGAAGAAGAAGCCCCCUCCGCCAAGCUCAAGGCAUGGCAGGAAGAUCAGCGUUCAAACACCACAACGUCCGCACAUCUCUUCCGAGACAGCGUCGCCUAUAUCGCCGUCCGAUGUGAACAAGCCACUCCCGCCAGCUCCCAGCGGCCAUGGCAUGAAUGACGUGGAGGAUGUAUUCGCCCGAGAGGCCGCGGGCAAGGUGCCGGAGCAGGACUCCCCCACUCCAAACACGACGCCUACCCCGGCUCUUCCGGGGAGUGGAAAAAAGCCGACGCCUGCCCCUCCACCACGGCGGGGCCACGCACGGAGCCAAUCCCUAACAGCCUCUGCCGGAGUGAACGCUCCGAGCACGGCGAAUUACGAGGCCGACACGCCGCCUCGGUCAUCGCUGGAGUCCCAGCGAUCGCGGUCAGAGAGCUUUCGGGGCAUCAAUGCCCCGGCCCCGCCGCCUCCCCGGCGUCCGCACGCUUCGCACCGGCAGUCUUUCCAGCUAGCAUCGCCAUCCAAUGCAUUUUUCAAUGGCGCCAGUCCGGCUCUGUCUGAUGUCGAAAACCCUCUACAUGCUGGGGGAAGCACCCCUCCCAAGAUUUCCCCUCCACCACCCCCACCGGCGCGUAACACAUCCACGCGUCGGCCUCCAAGCCUGAGAAGCAUCGAAGCGCCCAGUAGAAAGCUCAGCGGCGGCAAGGAGAACGGCGCCCCUCCACCGCCGCCUCCACGGCAGAGAGGCAGCAGCCGCGGGAGCAUGGACGGAUACGGGACGAGAAGAACAAGUAUCGACAGUACCAGGGCCAUGGGUAGCAACGUACCAGAGGAGCCUGCGGCCGAGGACAAUGCACAGGACUACGCCGCAGCGGAUGCCGGGAAGGCGGCGGACAUUCUCGCCGACUUGGACGCACUGCAGAGAGAGGUGGAUGCACUCAGGGCAGCACAGGGUAAAUAG